Molecule: messenger RNA, 7299 nt
Organism: Pochonia chlamydosporia 170
Lineage: Eukaryota; Fungi; Ascomycota; Sordariomycetes; Hypocreales; Clavicipitaceae
Product: phosphatidylinositol 3-kinase tor2
Exons: 4
Coding region: 1-7299 (2432 amino acids)
Biological process (GO): TOR signaling; negative regulation of macroautophagy; protein phosphorylation
Cellular component (GO): nucleus; TORC1 complex; TORC2 complex
Molecular function (GO): protein serine/threonine kinase activity; protein-containing complex binding; protein binding
Source: RefSeq, a predicted model, not a curated record
AUGGCGCAACAACAACAAGUCGCUCUCGAGCGGCUUGAGCACAUCACUAGGGGCCUUCGAUCUCGUGUCGGAGACGAUGUGCGCAAACGAGCUGCCAUCCAGCUUCGGGACCUCGUCGUCGUUUGCCAUCGAGACCUCAGCCAGGAACAAUUCCUCGCCUUCUACAAUGCAGUUAAUAACAAGAUUACCCAGCUAAUUACCCAUGGCAGCGACUCUGCCGAGCGACUGGGCGGCAUUUACGCGCUGGACGCUCUAGUCGAAUUCGAUGGAGUUGACGUUGCCGCCAAAUAUACCCGAUUCACCCAGAACAUCAAAACUAUCUUGCGAGGCAAAGACAUAAAUCCAAUGAAACCAGCGGCUAUAGCCCUGGGAAAAUUAUGUCGGCCCGGAGGCUCAUUGAUCUCCGAACUCGUUGAUUCUGAAGUAAACACCGCCUUGGAGUGGCUCCAAAACGACCGAGUUGAAGAACGUCGAUAUAGCGCCGUCCUCGUUCUUAGGGAGUUGGCGAGGAAUGCUCCAACGCUGAUGUAUCAAUAUAUUCCGACUAUUUUUGACUGGGUUUGGGUCGGACUACGAGACCCUCGACAACUCAUUCGAGAGACGUCGGCAGACACUGUCGGCGCUUGUUUCCGCAUCAUCCGCGAGCGAGACCAGGAGAUGAAACAAAUAUGGAUGAGCAAGAUUUACACCGAGGCUAGACAGGGUCUUAAGGUUAACACUGUCGAGUCCAUUCACGCCUCCCUGCUGGUCCUGAAGGAGCUGCUUGAGCAAGGAGGCAUGUAUAUGCAGGAACAUUACCAAGAGGCCUGUGAAAUUGUCUUCAAGCACAAAGACCACAGGGACCCGACUACCAGGCGAACGGUUGUGUCACUGAUUCCUGAUCUGGCUAGCUAUUCGCCCGCCGAUUUCGCCCACACGUGGCUGCACAAGUUUAUGGUAUACUUGUCGGGAAUGCUCAAGAGAGACAAGGAACGAAAUGAUGCCUUCUUGGCUAUCGGAAACAUUGCCAACUCUGUGAAGAGCGCCAUUGCUCCUUACCUUGACGGGGUCCUUAUUUAUGUCAGAGAGGGCUUGAGUGUCCAGUCGCGUAAGAGAGGCUCUGUCGACCCCGUCUUCGAUUGCAUCAGUCGACUGGCUGUCGCCGUUGGACAAACAUUGAGCAAAUACAUGGAAGCACUGCUGGAUCCCAUAUUCGCUUGUGACUUGACACCGAAGCUCACGCAGGCUCUCGUGGACAUGGCAUUUUAUAUUCCUCCAGUCAAGCCCACGAUCCAGGAAAGGCUCUUGGAUAUGUUGAGUGUCGUUCUUUGUGGCGAACCUUUCAAGCCUCUCGGGGCACCUCAGCCGAACACCCUUAGCUCAGUUCCUGCCAUUAACAAGGACGUUAAAGACCCACAGGCGUACGAGAAUCGGCGAUCGGAGGUCAAGUUGGCGCUUAACACGCUCGGCAGCUUUGACUUCUCUGGACAUAUUUUGAACGAAUUCGUCCGUGACGUGGCCAUCAAAUAUGUCGAAGACGAGGACCCCGAAAUCCGAGAAGCUGCUGCCUUGACAUGCUGUCAGCUGUAUGUGCGUGAUCCUAUUGUCAAUCAGACUAGCUAUCAUGCGCUACAGGUCGUUGGUGAUGUUAUCGAGAAGCUACUCACUGUCGGUAUCUCUGAUCCUGAUUCUCACAUACGUCGGACCGUUUUGGCGGCCCUGGAUGAGCGCUUUGAUCGCCACCUCGCAAAAGCCGAGAACAUAAGAAUUUUGUUCUUUGCAUUGAAUGACGAAGUAUUUGCUAUUCGAGAAGUGGCCAUCUCGAUCAUUGGUCGGUUGGCGCGAUUCAACCCUGCCUACGUCAUUCCCUCUUUGCGCAAGACUCUUAUUCAAAUGCUUACGGAGCUUGAAUUCUCGGACGUGGCGCGGAACAAGGAAGAAAGCGCUAAGCUGUUGAGUCUUCUGGUACAGAAUGCACAGUCACUCAUCAAGCCUUAUGUCGAACCUAUGAUAUCAGUUCUUCUGCCAAAGGCUAAAGACUCUAGCCCGUCAGUUGCAGCUACAAUCCUCAAAGCCCUCGGCGACUUGGCGACAGUGGGCGGCGAAGAUAUGCUGCCGUAUAAAGAUCGUCUGAUGCCCCUGAUCAUUGACGCACUUCAAGAUCAGAGCUCCAACAUCAAGCGGGAGGCUGCUCUCAAUGCUCUUGGCCAGCUGGCUAGUAACUCUGGCUAUGUUAUCGAGCCUUAUCUGGAAUAUCCGCAGCUCCUGGAAAUUCUGCAAGGCAUCAUACGCACAGAAGACCAACGAGGCCCUCUCCGACAACAAACAAUCAAGCUCAUGGGUAUUCUAGGUGCUUUGGAUCCGUACAAGCAUCAGCAGGUAGAAGAGCGCACACCUGAAAUCCAGCGGCGAGUAGACUCCAACCAAAUGACUGAUAUCUCUCUGAUGAUGACCGGGUUGACGCCUUCUAACAAAGAGUACUUCCCAACCGUUGUUAUCAACGCGCUGCUCCAAAUUCUGAAAGAUACCUCGCUAGCUCAGCACCAUGCAGCCGUCAUUGAGGCGAUAAUGAACAUCUUCCGCACACUGGGCUUGGAAUGUGUCUCUUUCCUCGAUAGGAUCAUCCCCGCCUUCUUGCAAGUCAUUCGAUCCUCAGCUUCGACUCGAUUGGAAUCAUACUUUAAUCAACUAGCGACAUUGGUCAGCAUUGUUCGCCAGCAUAUUAGAAAUUAUCUACCGGACAUCAUUCAAAUUCUCCAAGACUACUGGGACAAAUCACCAUCGCUACAAACCACAAUCCUCUCUCUUGUAGAAGCUAUUUCCCGAUCACUGGAAGGAGAAUUCAAGGUUUACUUGGCUGGUAUUCUUCCAAACAUGCUCGGAGUGCUUGACAAGGAUUCAUCUGCUAAGAGGAUACCGUCUGAACGAGUCCUGCAUGCAUUCCUUGUUUUUGGUGCCAGCGCAGAAGAGUAUAUGCACCUUAUUAUACCCGUCAUUGUUCGCACUUUUGAAAAGCAGGGGCAGCCUGUCUUCAUACGAAAACAUGCCAUUGAUACGAUUGGCAAGAUAUCUCGACAAGUUAACCUCAACGAUUACGCGGCCAAAAUCAUCCAUCCCCUUACCAGGGUGCUUGAUAGUGGCGACCACUCCUUACGCGUGACAGCUCUUGAUACCCUCUGCGCUUUGAUACAGCAACUUGGAAAGGACUAUGUACACUUUAUGGGCACAGUCAACAAAGUUAUCAACCAACAUCAGAUUCAACACCAAAAUUACGAGCUCCUCGUGAGUAAGCUGCAAAAGGGAGAAGUUUUACCUCAGGACUUGACCUCAGAGUUAAAGUUCAAUGACAUUGCGGACGAAACACCAUUUGCUGAUUUGGGCACUAAGAAACUGGAGAUGAAUGCAAUUCACCUAAAGGCAGCAUGGGACACGAGAGGCAAAUCCACAAAGGAGGACUGGCAAGAAUGGCUGCGACGGUUCAGCACUACCUUACUGACAGAGUCACCAAACCACGCACUCCGUGCGUGCGCAAGCCUAGCUAGCGUUUAUUUGCCGUUGGCUCGUGAGCUCUUCAACUCAGCGUUCGUGUCUUGCUGGAGUGAGCUGUACGAACAGUUCCAAGACGAGCUGAUACAGAACAUUGAGAGCGCCAUCAAGUCGGAGAAUGUGCCUCCUGAUCUGUUGGGACUGCUUUUGAACCUUGCUGAGUUUAUGGAACACGACGACAAGGCUCUCCCAAUUGAUAUCAGAGUACUCGGACGAGAAGCUGCUAGAUGCCAUGCAUAUGCCAAAGCGCUUCACUACAAGGAGUUGGAAUUCCUGCAAGAUCAAAGCAGCGGUGCUGUUGAGGCACUCAUUGUCAUCAACAACCAGCUUCAGCAAUCCGAUGCUGCUAUCGGUAUUCUACGAAAGGCACAACUUUACAAGGAGGGCAUCCAACUUCGCGAGACUUGGUUUGAAAAGCUUGAGAGAUGGGAGGAGGCUCUCGCCUUCUACAACAAACGUGAACGAGAGAUCCCUGCCGACCAACCCACACCCGUUGAAAUUGUCAUGGGUAAGAUGCGAUGUCUCCACGCCCUCGGAGAAUGGGACGCUCUGGCCAAUCUGACGGGCAGCACUUGGGUUAACUCUGCCCCCGAGGUCCAGCGAAUGAUUGCUCCGCUUGCCACUGCCGCCGCAUGGGGUCAAAAUAAGUGGGAUCAUAUGGACAACUAUCUAUCGUCUCUUAAACGGCAUUCGCCAGACAGGUCCUUCUUUGGUGCCAUUCUUGCACUUCACAGGAACCAAUUCCGAGAGGCGGUGGCCUGUAUUGAGCAGGCUCGUGAAGGUUUGGACACAGAGUUGAGUGCUCUCGUGAGCGAAUCAUAUAAUAGAGCGUACCAGGUCGUUGUUCGAGUUCAAAUGCUGGCAGAACUCGAGGAGCUCAUCGUAUACAAGCAGUGUGACGAAAAGAAGCAAGCAACAAUGCGCAAAACUUGGGAGACCAGAUUACAGGGAUGUCAGCGCAAUGUCGAGGUUUGGCACAGAAUGCUACGCCUUAGGGCCUUGGUAAUCUCACCGGCGGAGAACAUGCGGAUGUGGAUCAAGUUUGCCAAUCUCUGCCGUAAAUCUGGCCGUAUGGGACUGGCCGAGAAGUCUUUGAAGCAGCUCAUUGGCAGCGACUCUCCCUUGGAGACAAUGAUUCCUUACUGGCCAGAGAAUAGGAGCGACCGGUCAGGGUCUACGCCGCCACGAAACAUCCCGGCUCAAGUGACAUACGCGAUGUUGAAGUAUGAAUGGGAGCUCGGCCAACAGCCUUCUGGACGCCGGGAAGGCAUUUCUGAAAGGACGCUAUACUGCCUCCAGAGAUUUACAAACGAUACUGCCCACCGGCUGGAUGUGGCCAAAGCACAUCUUGCUGCUCAAGCAGGUAGCACUGAUGGCAACCUUCCCACGGACUAUGGAAUUCAAGGCCAGAUAGACCCGUCUCUGAUGAGCCCACAGACUCAACGGGCAUUGUAUGACCAGACCGUUUUGCUGGCGAAAUGUUAUCUGCGCCAGGGAGAGUGGCUUAUCGCUCUGAACAAGAAUGACUGGCAGCAUAGCAAGGUCCAGGAGAUUCUCAAUUCGUACUCCCAGGCCACUAAAUACAACCCGCGGUGGUACAAAGCCUGGCAUGCCUGGGCAUUGGCAAACUUUGAAAUUGUCCAGACGCUAUCUGCCAGGAACGAGAGCCAGCUAUCCAGAGCGGACCAAACAGUGCUUAUUGAGCACGUCGUCCCGGCCAUCCAGGGUUUCUUCAAGUCUAUUGCACUCUCCGUUGGAAGCUCUCUCCAAGACACACUUCGUCUGCUGACCUUGUGGUUCGCACACGGCGGUAGCACAGAUGUUAAUGCAGCCGUUAUGGAAGGCAUCAGCAAUGUUUCUGUAGAUACCUGGUUGGAAGUUAUCCCGCAGCUUAUUGCCCGUAUCAACCAGCCUAACAAGCGGGUGCAGCAGGCUGUUCAUAACCUGCUGGCCGACGUUGGCAGAGCUCAUCCCCAAGCUCUCGUGUAUCCUUUGACGGUGGCCAUGAAAUCGUGGCAGAAUACGAGGAGAUCGCGCUCCGCAGCGCAAAUUAUGGAUAGCAUGCGGCAGCACAGUGCAAACCUGGUUGCCCAAGCAGACAUUGUGUCUCAUGAGCUUAUUCGUGUCGCGGUUCUCUGGCAUGAACUUUGGCAUGAAGGGUUAGAGGAGGCAUCGCGUCUCUAUUUCGGCGACCACAAUAUUGAGGGUAUGUUCGAAACGCUUGGUCCUCUGCAUGACCUCCUUGAGCGUGGCCCAGAGACGCUGCGCGAGAUUUCCUUUGCGCAAGCAUUUGGCCGCGACUUAAAGGAAGCCCAAGAGUGGUGCCACCAGUAUGAGAGUUCAAAGGAUGUGAAUGACCUCAACCAGGCCUGGGACCUUUAUUAUCAAGUGUUUAGGAGGAUCUCCAGGCAGCUACCGCAGGUCACAAGUCUGGAGCUUACAUAUUGCUCACCUAAGCUCCUCAACUCCAAGGAUCUGGACCUCGCCGUACCUGGAACAUACCGCAGUGGCCAGCCAGUCGUCAGAAUUAUGUCCUUUGACACUACGCUCAGCGUCAUCAACUCCAAGCAGCGACCUCGCAAGCUUAUACUGAGCGGCAGUGAUGGCGUGUCGUACGCUUUUCUGCUUAAGGGCCACGAAGAUAUUCGGCAAGAUGAACGAGUCAUGCAACUCUUUGGUCUGUGCAAUACUCUCUUGGCCAAUGACUCGGAAUGUUCCAAACGACACCUCAACAUCCAUCGUUAUCCCGCGAUCCCGUUGUCACAGAACUCUGGCCUCUUUGGUUGGCUACCGAACACUGAUACCCUUCACAUACUCAUUCGGGAGUAUCGCGAAAGCCGAAAGAUUCUGCUCAACAUCGAGCAUCGCAUCAUGCUUCAAAUGGCACCGGAUUAUGACAACCUCACCUUGAUGCAGAAGGUAGAAGUAUUUGGCUAUGCGCUUGACAAUACUACUGGUCAGGAUCUUUACCGUGUCCUGUGGUUAAAGUCUAAAUCGUCCGAGGCAUGGCUGGAGAGACGAACCAACUACACUCGAUCAUUGGGUGUCAUGUCCAUGGUUGGAUACAUACUCGGCUUGGGUGAUAGACACCCGUCUAACCUUAUGCUGGAUCGCAUAACCGGUAAAAUCAUCCAUAUUGACUUCGGCGACUGUUUCGAAGUGGCAAUGAAGCGAGAGAAGUAUCCAGAGAGGGUGCCAUUCCGGUUAACGCGAAUGUUGACAUAUGCCAUGGAAGUCAGCAAUAUCGAAGGCAGUUUCCGUAUAACUUGUGAGCAUGUAAUGCGAGUGCUUCGGGAGAACAAGGAAAGCGUGUUGGCUGUCCUAGAAGCGUUUAUCCACGAUCCUCUUUUGACAUGGCGUUUGACGAAUACGGCAUCACCGGCUGGACCAAACUUCCAAUCUGAGCGUGAGGUAGCUCUUGCAGGUCCCAUCGCCGGCCGGGCACGUCGCCAUUCCAUUUUGAAUGCGGACGUCGCACCGUCAGAAUUACUCGCAAAUGGCGAACCGUCUGCGCCUCCUACAUCCAGAGCGAGAGCGCGUACAAACAGUUCGGUAGCCCCCGAUGGCAAUGUCGUUAAUGGCGCGCAGGAGGCAGAGAGCCAAAAUGCCAGGGCAGUCGAAGUGCUAGAUCGUGUGCAACAAAAGCUCACCGGCCGCGACUUCAAGAACCACGAGGAGCUGGAUGUCAUCAACCAAGUUAACAAGUUGAUUGUUGAGGCCACAAAACUUGAAAACCUUUGCCAACACUACAUCGGCUGGUGUAGUUUCUGGUAA